This is a messenger RNA of Penicillium lagena, 7221 nucleotides long. RefSeq names its product alpha-1,3-glucan synthase Ags2 (gene ags2). The coding region runs from base 1 to 7221 and encodes 2406 amino acids. The record is from RefSeq and is a predicted model, not a curated record. Gene Ontology annotation, molecular function: alpha-1,3-glucan synthase activity. Gene Ontology annotation, cellular component: fungal-type cell wall. NCBI's taxonomy places the organism in Eukaryota, Fungi, Ascomycota, Eurotiomycetes, Eurotiales, Aspergillaceae. Gene Ontology annotation, biological process: fungal-type cell wall (1->3)-alpha-glucan biosynthetic process. The transcript is spliced from 5 exons.
AUGCAUUGGGAAUAUGCGGGUGGUUUACUUUUACUCUGCGCGGUGACAGUAACAUGCUGGCCUUACGACGAGUCUCUGGUUGCCUACAAUAUCAAUGAGAACAAAACAGCCACGAACCCUGCAGAAUAUUGGGGAGCGUGGCCGAACCACACCUAUUUCCCAUCUCCGGAAAAUUGGCGCUUCCCUAUCUACACCUUGUUCCUGGAUCGAUUUGUCAAUGGGGAUCCAACAAACGACAAUAUAAAUAAAACGCUCUUUGAGCAUGACCUCAAUUCGAACCAAAUGCGUCAUGGUGGAGACGUGGUCGGUUUGGUUGACACCUUAGAUUACCUGCAAGGCAUGGGUAUCAAAGGUAUAUACCUUGCAGGAUUGGUGCUUAUGAACCAACCAUGGGGCUCAGACGGGUAUUCCGCUCUUGACACCACCUUGCUCGACCAGCAUUAUGGUACCAUUCAAGUAUGGAGAGAUGCCAUUAUUGAGAUCCACUCACGUGGAAUGUAUGUCAUAUUUGACAAUACUGUGGCUACGUUGGGAGAUCUCAUUGGCUUUGACGGCUAUCUCAACACGACUACUCCAUUUACUGUCAAAGAGCACAAAGCCCAAUGGAAGUCGGAUCGUCGCUAUGCUGACUUCCAUUUUGGCAAUAGCUACAACGAAACCUGUGACUACCCUCGGUUCUGGAACCAGACUGGGUAUCCGGUAGAGGAGUAUGUCACUGAAGAGCUGAAAGGCUGUUAUAAUAGUGAUUUUGACCAGUAUGGUGACAUUGAAGCCUUUGGCAUCUUCCCUGACUGGGAGCGUGAGCUGGCAAAAUUUGCAUCUGUGCAGGAUCGUCUUCGCGAAUGGAUACCCAGUGUCAGAGACAGGCUCAUCCGUCACUCGUGCAUGAUAAUUAAUUCCUUGGACAUUGAUGGCUUCCGCUAUGACAAGGCAACUCAAGCCACCGUGGAUGCUUUGAGCGACAUUUCUAGUGCAUAUCGGGAGUGUGCUCGCCAAGUUGGCAAAAAUAACUUCUUCAUUCCUGGAGAAAUUACUGUUGGAAAUACUCUUGGUUCAGUUUUUCUUGGUCGUGGCCGACAGCCAGACAUGCAGCCAGAGACGCUUGAAGAAGCAUUCAAGCUAACAAACACCUCCAAGUCCACCUAUAUCCGACAUCCAGGUCAACAAGCGAUCGACGGAGCCGCUUUCCACUACUCGGUGUAUCGGUCUCUGACUCGUUUUCUGGGAAUGGAUGGCAAUCUGGCCGCUGGUUACGACCUUCCAGUAAACUGGACCGAAGCAUGGUAUGAGAUGGUGCUCACAAAUGAUCUACUUAAUGCUAACACCGGCAAACUUGAUCCACGCCACAUGUAUGGAGCGACAAACCAGGAUGUGUUCCGCUGGCCAACUGUUGAAUUCGGUGUUCAGAGACAGCUUCUAGGCCUUUUUAUCACAACGUUGCAUAUGCCUGGUAUCCCUCUUCUACUUUGGGGAGAGGAGCAGGCGUUCUAUAUUCUGGAUGCGACCGCUUCCAACUACAUCUACGGCCGUCAAGCCAUGUCUCCAGCGACGGCUUGGAAAACUCAUGGUUGCUUUAACUUGAACUCAACUCAAUAUUUUGAAUGGCCCAUCGAAUCCGGCCGACUGGGGUGCCACGAUGCGGCUGCCACUUAUGAUCAUCGCAAUCCAGCUCACCCGCUUCGGAACAUCAUCAAGCAUAUGUACCAGAUGCGACAGGAGUAUCCCGCACUAAAUGACGGAUUGUGGAUACAGUUGCUGUCAAAUCAAACGCACGACGUCUACUACCCUGGUUCCAAUGGUACUCUCACCGAGACCGGCAUGUGGUCGGUUUUGCGCAGUCCUUACUACGAAGUGCAAGACUUGGGCAAACAAGGCAACCAAACAGUAUGGCUGCUCUACCAGAAUGACAACCGUACGGUGACAUAUACCUUCGAUUGUUCGGAUCAAAAUCAUGCAUUGGUUGCUCCAUUCGGUACUAAUACAACCGUCAAGAAUCUCUUUUAUCCCCAUGAUGAGCUCACACUCAAGGACAGUUCAACUAAACUGUAUCUGAAUGGAUCCACAAAAUGGAAUGGCUGCCUUGACAGUUUAACUCUCCAUCCGUAUGAGUUCAGGGCAUAUGUUCCGAAAAAGGAAUUCCGACUUCCUCGGCCUAUGAUCACCAAGUAUACCCCAGGCCAUGAUGUUCCAGUGCUUUCAAAAGUUCGGCCUGGUAUGAGCGAGGAUUUGAAAAUUGGUCUAUAUUUCUCAACAGAGAUGAAUUGCACUUCAGUAACCCAGUCCAUUUCGAUUGAAUCCUCAACUGAGCUUGGGAAAAUGCCUUCCAUUAAUUUGGAUAGUAUCAAGUGCGGCAAUGUCGCCGUGGAGAAGACGAUCUUGACCGGACAACUUCCAUCUACAUGGGUUUGGAUGGCGACUCUGAACCGGGUGUACAAUGGAAUCCAUCGAUUGACCGUCAGUAACGCAACUAGUGUCGAUGGAAGAACAACCGACGCCAUUGAUCAUUUCUUGAUCCGAAUCGGACAGCAAGACAAUCCUAUGAUUUUCACAGCGGCAAACUACUCAACCAGUCUCCUUCAUCAAUAUGAGAAUGGAGAACUUUACAUUGAACAGCACGCCGCGGGUGCCGACAAGUACCGUUACUCGACAAACUUCGGUAGUACCUUCAGCGACUGGAAACCGUACCAAGGAGGACAUGCAACCAUCAAGGAGCUGCCUUGGUCAGGGACUAAGGAACAACGAUGGAAAGGUAAACACGUUCGAGUCGAAUACUGGAGCCGAUUGACUGGCAGCAGUGCUUACGUCCAAGAGGGUGAUGGCGCCGGAUGGAAUCCAUCUAUCCAGCGACGCUGGCCUCACCUCUAUUUCAAUGGCCCGUUCAACGAAUACGGCUAUGAUUCCGGCUUGGACAACGUGGUAAAGCAGGACGAAAAUGGCACCUGGAUCUACCGCUUCAUGGCUGAAUGGCCUGCCCAGGGCCAGCUCAAUGUGUGGGGCAUCAACCUGAAUGGCCAACCGGACCAGAGUUAUAUAUAUGGUGAUUCGGACGGGGAUUCCGUUUUGGAUCGUCUGCCUCCAUCAUCCCUCAGCGUUACCAGCAUCAAUAUCACCGAACAUCCGCCCAGUCCGCACCUAGCCUGGACUAUCUACAUUGACGAUGGAACUUUGCGAUAUAAGCUUGUGCCGAGCGGAUCAAAACAUGUCCAAAUGGCUCUAUUUUCCCUACUUUGGAUUGUUCCCGUGGUAACUGCGACGAGUGUUGCCUAUGUGUUCAUGAAGACUUUCUACAGGAUCAAGUUCAAUCAGGUUGGGGUUAAUGAGAAGAAAACACUUAUUUCAGUGGAUUUUCUGGAUAGGUUCAAGGUGCACCAUCUGGAAGAUGGCCACUCUAUGAAUCCUUUCCUGCGCCUCAUGAACAAGUCCCGGUUUCUUCAGAGCAGUUCUGCCUUUGGCAAUCGAGAAUCGCGCCGACGAAAGGUUCUCAUUGCAACUAUAGAGUACGACCUUGACGAUUGGGGCAUCAGGAUUAAGAUCGGUGGCCUCGGUGUCAUGGCUCAGCUGAUGGGUAAACAACUCGGCCACCAAGAUCUCAUCUGGGUCAUUCCCUGUGUGGGUGAUGUGGAAUACCCCAUUGACAAGCCCGCCGAAUCAAUGUUUGCCAUGAUCUUGGGCAACCAAUACGAGGUCAAAAUCCAGUACCACAUCUUGAGAAACAUCACCUAUAUUCUUCUCGACGCCCCGGUUUUCCGUCAGCAGACCUCGCUGGAGCCCUAUCCUGCCCGCAUGGAUGAUCUCGACAGCGCCAUUUACUACUCUGCUUGGAACCAGUGCAUUGCGCAGGCCAUGAAGCGGUUCCCUGCUGACCUCUAUCACGUCAAUGAUUACCACGGUUCGCUUGCUCCUCUUUACCUGCUUCCCGAAACCAUCCCCAUCUGCCUAUCGCUUCACAAUGCCGAGUUUCAAGGGCUAUGGCCAAUGCGGACACAGAAAGAGAAGACCGAAGUAGCAUCUGUCUUCAAUCUCGACCUAGAGAUUGUCACUCGCUAUGUGCAAUUCGGCGAAGUCUUCAAUCUCCUUCAUGCAGGUGCAAGCUACCUCCGUCUUCACCAGCAGGGGUUUGGCGCGGUCGGUGUAUCGAAGAAGUAUGGGAAACGGUCAUAUGCACGCUAUCCAAUCUUCUGGGGUCUGAAGAAAGUGGGAGUUCUGCCAAACCCUGAUCCCUCGGAUACCGGUGAAUGGAACAAGAAGCUACCAAAAGAGAGCGAUAUCAACGUCGACAAUGAAUACGAGACAAGUCGUGCAAAAUUCAGACGACAAGCCCAGCAAUGGGCCGGGCUUGAGCAGAUCCCAAAUGCCGAUCUACUUGUCUUCGUUGGACGGUGGUCCAUGCAGAAGGGGAUCGACCUCAUCGCCGAUGUCAUGCCCGCUGUUCUGGAAUCUCGGCCAAGUGUCCAGCUCAUUUGCAUUGGACCGCUCAUUGAUUUGUAUGGAAAAUUCGCUGCCUUGAAAAUGGAUCGGAUGAUGAAGCUCUAUCCUGGGCGUGUAUUCUCGAAGCCUCAAUUCACUGUGUUGCCACCGUUCGUUUUCUCGGGUGCAGAAUUCGCAUUGAUCCCUUCACGAGACGAGCCAUUCGGCCUUGUUGCCGUUGAAUUCGGCCGGAAGGGUGCUCUCGGAAUUGGUGCUCGAGUUGGUGGUCUUGGUCAAAUGCCUGGUUGGUGGUAUACUGUUGAGUCGACGACAACUUCGCAUCUUCUGAAGCAAUUCAGGCUGGCCAUCGACAGUGCCCUGAAUUCCAAGCCGGAGGUGAGAGCUAUGAUGCGAGCUAGAUCAGCUAAACAACGCUUUCCUGUUGCCCAGUGGGUUGAAGAUCUGGAGAUUCUACAAUCCACUGCUCUUCGCAUCCAUCAUAAAGAGAGCGCGAAGACCCAAAGUCAGAACAUGGUUUCUUCCUCUGCAUAUAAUGCUAUCUAUGGCAUGAUGACUCCCCAGUCCGAAUCUCCAAGGACUGGCUUGUCGGGUGGACCGAUUAAUCCUUCGCCUCAAUCCCCUCAUCAUAAUGGGACUAUCUCAUCGCUUCAAAGAGGCUCUGUGGUUUACAGUCGGGAUCCAAGUCCUGGCGCGGAUGGACGUCCAAAAUCAGGGUUGAGCCGCGAACUUGCAUUUGGUGGUCGCGGCCGACGAGAUGUUCGGAAGGGUGCUGCGGUUGAGACCGAUGACAAGAACAGAGGAACUUUUCCACAGGCAGAAGACGAUAGCGAUGACGAAAUGUUUUCGACAAUCUACGGGGAAGAUGAGUAUCCCAUCACUGAUUCGGCUCCCUCGCCGCAAGAUGCUCAAUCUUCCAGCAUUCCUUUCAACCAAGAAGCUCUCUCUACUCGACACUCAAGCCAGGGAUCUCUUCUAGCCCGGUCAAUUGGUACACCCUCGAGUUCGACCGCCCCCAGCACAGUAGAGAGUGAGGAUACACUUCUCCCUCUUUCACGACCUUGGGCAGAACCAGGAAGCCGUCUAAGCGGCACAUCCGUUCUGUCAGUUGACUCAGUUGUUGGAGACAAAAAAGACUACAAACUUCAGAAGGUGGACCCUUUCUUUACUGACAGCAAUGGCGAGUAUUACCGAGUAUUCGAAAAGAAGCUUGAGGAACUCAGCGGCUCCAACUCUGAUACUCAACUAUGCAUUGAGCAAUACCUCGAAAAAAGUGAAAGGAAAUGGUUCGACCGAUUCAGAGACGCUCGUCUGGGUCGCAAUCAAUCACCAGCCCCUUCCAUGCUAUUUGGCAGAACUGGCACCUCUCCUCCAGAAUCCAUCACUAACGACGAUUCAACUUCCCACGAUAGCGAAGUUCCAGGGCGCAAAGAAGAUGGUGCAGACGAAUUCCAGCUUGGAGACGACUAUGUUCCACCUACUGGACUAAAGAAGUGGAUGCAGAUGCGUAUCGGCGACUGGCCUGUCUACUCCCUCUUCCUUGGUCUAGGGCAGAUCAUCGCCGCGAACUCUUAUCAAGUUACACUGCUCACCGGUGAGGUGGGACAGUCAGCCGAGAAACUGUACGGAAUCGCGACAGUGUAUCUGGUCACUUCAUGUCUCUGGUGGCUCUUCUUCCGCUUCUGCAAGUCGGUGCUUGUUCUCACAGUCCCAUGGUUCCUGUACGGACUCGCGUUUCUGAUUAUCGGCGUGGCUCAUUUUGAGCCCAACUCAUUCGCACGCGGCUGGAUCCAGAACGUGGGAAGCGCCGUAUAUGCUGCAGCCUCGUCAAGCGGCUCUGUUUUCUUUUCUCUUAAUUUCGGUGACGAGAGCGGUGCGCCGGUCAAGAAAUGGGUGUUCCGCGCUUGUCUGAUUCAGGGCACGCAACAAGCCUAUGUUAUUGCGCUGUGGUAUUGGGGAUCAACUUUGACCAAAGCCUCCGCAGCUGGUGUGUCAAAUAUCCAGGGCAAUAUCACUAACACUUGGAGAAUGACGGCUAUUUGCACACCGAUCACGGUUUUCCUCUGGUCUAUAGGCUUGAUAGUCUUCUUCGGUCUUCCAGAUUACUACCGACAGACCCCGGGCGAAGUUCCUUCCUUCUACAAGUCUGUUUUCCGACGCAAGAUCGUGCUGUGGAACUGGGUUGUGGUCAUUCUUCAGAACUUCUUUUUGGGCGCCCCUUAUGGCCGGAACUGGAACUUCCUCUGGAUCUCCAACCAUGCCAAACCAUGGCAGAUCCUGCUUCUCUGUAUUGGCUUCUUCGGUGUCGUCUGGAUAGGAGUGCUUCUAUUCAUAGCGUAUUUAUCCAGAUCACACAGCUGGAUUCUCCCCGUCAUCGCUUGUGGCCUCGGCGCGCCACGCUGGGCACAAAUCUGGUGGGGAACGUCUGGAUCAGGCCUCUUCCUUCCCUGGGCAGGUGGAUAUACAUCAGGGGCUCUAGUGUCGCGCAGCUUGUGGCUAUGGCUUGGUGUCUUGGACGCACUACAGGGUCUGGGCUUUGGUAUGAUCCUAUUGCAAACACUGACGCGCAUGCAUAUCUGCUUCACUUUGCUAGUAUCGCAGAUCUUGGGCUCCAUUGCCACCAUCUGUGCCCGCUCUUUCGCACCAAAUAAUAUUGGGCCUGGCCCUGUAUCUCCGGAUAUCACGGGCGGGGCAAGCGCAUUGGGAAAUGCUUGGUUCUGGAUUGCAUUGAUGCUCCAACUUUCAAUCUGGCAAGUUGCUCUGGGUGCGAUAUAUAUAUUAGCAUUUCUUUUCUAA